Molecule: messenger RNA, 2657 nt
Organism: Tigriopus californicus
Lineage: Eukaryota; Metazoa; Arthropoda; Copepoda; Harpacticoida; Harpacticidae
Product: gonadotropin-releasing hormone receptor-like
Exons: 7
Coding region: 786-2513 (575 amino acids)
Biological process (GO): neuropeptide signaling pathway
Cellular component (GO): membrane
Molecular function (GO): corazonin receptor activity
Source: RefSeq, a predicted model, not a curated record
CUGUUUAUAGGCACAGUUUUCUAGGGCGGCAGAGCAAACUUGGGAGGGAGAACAUGGUCGGUCUUGAAAGCGAUCAAGGCUCGAACGAAUGUGGUCCAAAUAUCAACAGAUUUUUGUUCCAUCAACGCGAAGAGACCAUCACGCACAAAAACAAUCGACUCGGAGAGUUUGAGAAGGUGACGAAUUGAUCAAUCCACUUAGAACCUCUGUGGCGUGAUCCCACAAAUCCAAGAGUCCUUCACCUUCACCAACUUGUGAGUGCUUGCCAGAUUUUGGAACAAGAGCUUUGGAAUUCCCUAAAAGAUUGGUCACCCCUUCAACACCUCACCCUAAACUCCAAGGCGCGAAAGAACGGGUACACAUCGUUGGUGUGACUCACUCUUGCCUCCAAAUUCUGUCUAAAUUGCGGAGCCAUUCGAGUUCAAGCAAAAGACCUGACAUUUUGGCAAGCUCAACUUCAAGGGAUUUGUGCCAUGUGGAGCCCAUUAUUAAAAACGAACGCUCGACCUUCAAAGUGGGUCGAAACUUGCUAAGGAGCCGGAAAUUGCAUUCUACGCUUGAAAUCCUGCUCAGGCAGAAGUUUAUUACAAGUCGCUCAUUCUCAUUGGAGAGCGAUCCAUUUUGCAUAAUUGGCUAGAAGAAUACACGUCAGAUCGCAUUUCCGGCGGCUGUCAAGGUGCCAUAAGAGUAAGGCUAACUUGAACAAGCAAAAGUCGCCACCCAAAAGUGCUCACCCUGACACACGGGACUUGUUGCAUAGCAAAUCUUUCGUCUGCAGUGAAAUCAUGGAGGGUGACGAAGGCACCAGCUCAGUAUCAAUUUUCGAAGAAGAAAACUCCACGAACAUUUCGGUCGAGUCCGAGCUCUUGAGUGACAACCAACAUGCCAAGCAAGUGCUGAUUUGGCCCAUGGAGAACUGCACCCUGGAGUUUGGCAACAGUUCCGUGGCUGCGGAGUAUAACAUUACAUGUCUCAAUCAUGCUCCCGUCCUCACGAGCACGGCUGAAAUGCGAGUGUGGAUUUUGGCAUUUAUGUGCAUUUUCUCCAUUUUCGGGAAUGUUCUCACUAUUGUGGCCAUCUUCAGAGACAAACACCGCACCUCAUUGUGUACCUUGAUACUUCAUUUGAGUAUUGCCGAUUGUCUGGUGGGCGUGUUUUGUCUUGGCGGGGAGGCCAUUUGGACAUACACAGUAUCUUGGAACUAUGGCAAUAUCCUGUGUAAACUACUCAAGUUCUUUCAGAUGUUGGGCUUGUACGUUUCGACCUUCAUGGUUGUCGUGGUUGGUGUGGAUCGAUGGCAAGCCAUAACUCAUCCCUUACAAAGAUCUCAAGCCGGGAAGCGAAGAUUUCAUCUCUACAUUGCUUCAGCUUGGUCAUUGAGCAUCUUUCUCAGCUUGCCUCAGCUGCUGAUCUUCAGAGUCUCGAAAGGGCCAUUCAUCGAGGAGUUCUAUCAGUGUGUCACCUAUGGAUUUUACACUGCCCGAUGGCAAGAGCAGCUGUAUUCCAUCUUCAAUCUCGUCUGCAACUUUAUCAUCCCUCUGGUCAUUCUCAUCUUGACGUGUUCAAGUACUCUAGUUCGCCUGAAAGACAACGAGCGAGGUUUCCACCCACCGAGUGCAACGCCCGCGAGGUCGAAGGCUUCAAGCAACAACACAACAACAACAUCUUCUGCAGCUACAACUGGCACAACCACUACGUCGUCAUACCUCAGCCAAGCAGAACAAACUCGACAGAAAAAGAUGAGGAGAGCCACGAGGAGAUCGCUUCAUAUGUCCCUAUAUAUCGUGGGAGCAUUCCUGGUGUGCUGGAUUCCCUACUAUGUCGUGUCGAUGAUCAUCAUUUUCUCUCCCAAUCCUGAGAAAGUUCCGCCAAUGCUUUUGGAUGGUAUCUUCUGUUUCGGCAUGUUUAACAGUCUCCUCAAUCCAAUCAUUUAUGGGGCGUUUCAUCUGUGGAAACCUCCGACAUCUCAAUCCAAUGGAAUUACGGAACUCAAGUCAGUCCGCAGGAAGUUCUCGUCCAAGUCCAGUUUUCUGUGCCAAUCCACCAGCACGCCCACGGGGGGAAUGAUGCCUGGAAGAUCGUCCAUGUUGUUACGCACACCUGCGUCAUCUUCAAGUCCGGCGCAACCUCUCGGAAAGAAUUCGUUGGGCUUGCGGAAACCUCCCGUUCAACGCUGUCACACCACUGAGAGUAGCUCGGUCCUUCUCAAUCACAAUAGCCGGUCGGACACCCCCAAAAGCAGCCCUAAUCCCAGCCAUCCCUUGGGACGAGGAACUUUUAUGCUCUCCCGUUGUGCGACUUUUGAUGUUCCCACGUCGAAAGUGGAUCGACAGAAGGUAUCAAUGAAGCGCCGACAAAUCAAGGAGAUUAAUAAGGGACUCGAAGAUAAUAGGACUCAUCGUGGAAAUGGAUCCCGGCAUCUUGAAAAUGGUUCCCACGAAUAUACCUAUGAUUACACGCAAGAGAUCCUGGGGGAGAAGGAUGAGAUUCUGAAUUGUUCAAAACUAGACUAGGGAGAGGAACCUAAUUCUACUCUCUUAAAUGUUGCAUUAACGUCGUUAUCCAAAAUGUAUUAUUGAAAAUAUCAACGUGUUCGCUUGUUUGAUGGAAAAAGAAGUCACUUUAGAUAUUGUAGAUGCAUUCUAUAUUUAUUGUUA